UAUUUUUAGAGAAACGCUUAUCACAUCACGAACACAUUAUAGAGGGCCUUGUUGGUAUAAUAGAGUCACAGAAAGGAAUACAUCGCCUUUUGCAUCCUGAUAUCACUAAUGAAAGUGCUAAUGAGGCCUCACGUCCUGCAGAUUACCAUUCUAAACAGAUGAAAGAGUCGACGGAUGCUUUGAGACAAAUACUUAAACCGUAUGAACCUCUCGAAAAAGCACUUAAAGAUUCGUUCACAGAUGUAUGUGGUGCAAUCAAUGGUUGUCUUGAGCAAUUUGGUAAAAAGGAUUUGUUCACUUAUAUUCAACAUGAAACACACGUCACUGGAAAACAUGUAGAUAUUAGGAAAGACGAAAAAAGAAAUAUUGAAGACAAAGUGAAACGCCCACAGCAAAUGGUAUACGAGAAUGAUCAACAAAAUAGUAAGCUAAAGCGUGAAAUCCAACAACACAGACCAAUAAACGCAAAAGCUCCUCUCCAGUUAUUUCAUAAACAUGAAGGUAACACGAUUAAAGAGAUAGAGGAAGGUAUUAAAACUAUACUGGUUAAUAAGUUAGGAGCUAUUGACUUCACAAACUGCCAAAAGACAAGCGACAUUGAUGAUGGCAAGUUACUGAUUGUACCGUGUAUCGUCACAUCCAGAGUAGCUGCCGACGCACAGAAUGCUAUAAAGGAUAUUUCAUCUCCAAUGUAUCUGAGUCAUCCACUGAUGACUCCUUUCCGUGUCCGUGGAUAAUGCAUCUUUUGUAGAUGAGCCAUCCAUGAAGGAUGCAUAUUCGCCUAUGAACCAUCUACAGAUGACGCACUUCCAGUAGUAUUUCAGUUAGAAAUUUGUUUUGGUUGUAUUGUUAAAUGCAUUCUUGUUCAGGUUCAGCAAUAUGGUUUUGGUAUUUUUCGAGCACAAUGCGAAAUGAUCGUAAAUCAUUAGGUACUGUACUGUGUUUGCAUUUUAGACAAGAAAUAAGCAGAAAAUAUUUAUUCAAAGUCGGCAGCGAAAAGUGAAAUAGAUGCGUUUAUUAAACAGGUGAAUUGAAACAAAUGUAUUUUGCUUGCUUAUACCUUAUUGCACACGAUAUUUCCAUCCUGAUAAAAAGUAAUUUUAACAAA
Molecule: messenger RNA, 1108 nt
Organism: Mercenaria mercenaria
Lineage: Eukaryota; Metazoa; Mollusca; Bivalvia; Venerida; Veneridae
Exons: 5
Coding region: 159-737 (192 amino acids)
Source: RefSeq, a predicted model, not a curated record